This is a messenger RNA of Gongylonema pulchrum, 330 nucleotides long. NCBI's taxonomy places the organism in Eukaryota, Metazoa, Nematoda, Chromadorea, Rhabditida, Gongylonematidae. The record is from the annotation of a GenBank genome assembly.
AUGCAUGCGAUACGGAGGAGCGGGCAGUCGGCAAGCGGUGCAUGUCGAAAGUGCGGCUAUCCGGGGCAUCUCUCGUUCCAGUGCUAUAAUUUUUUGACCCCAAAGCAGGUGGGCAAUGCUUGUGCUGAUGUCUCCACGACCAGUUCGGAAUCGGACUACGAAACACCACUCGGUGCCAAUCAUGAUGAAAAAGUGAAAAAGAAGAAAAAGAAAAGGAAGCACGGGAAAAGCAAGAAACACAAGAAAAAACGAAAACGGAAGCACAGUGGCGAGAGCAGUUCCGAUAAAGCUGAUAUCAAACGUAAGAAAAAGCACUCUUCAAAAUCCUGA